Punica granatum (pomegranate) is the source of this 1347-nucleotide messenger RNA. The record is from RefSeq and is a predicted model, not a curated record. NCBI's taxonomy places the organism in Eukaryota, Viridiplantae, Streptophyta, Magnoliopsida, Myrtales, Lythraceae.
UCUCUCUACUGACCCUUGCUUGCUCGGUAGAUUACUGAUCCCAAGACUCCGUUGCUCCGGCCACUGUUCCCCUCUAUCCCCUCCCCCCCAAUCUCCGACGAUCUCCGAUCUGCAGCCGCUGCUACUCCUUCCGCCCCCUGCAGCCGCUGCUACUCCUUCCGCCCCUGCAGCCGCUCGUGCUAUUGCCCGGCCGACGUGAACGAGCAGGAGGCAAAUGCUCCGGAAUCGCUUCCAUGACUUGUGAAUAGACUGCCUCGCUUCGGAACGGAUUGUAAGGAACAUCCGGCGAUCUCGGUGGGGUCAACUGUCCCCGUUUGCCCCCACACUUCGUCUCCGUCGCUGAAUGUCACUGUUCUGGAUUGUCAUUCGUCAACUAGCUGAGAUUGAAGCAAUGACUGAUCUUCUGCAGGCGAUGUCAAAGAAAGUGAUUACAAGGGAAGAGUGGGAGAAAAAGCUUAAUGAUGUAAAGAUCAGGAAAGAGGACAUGAAUAAGUUGGUCAUGAACUUUUUGGUAACUGAGGGCUACGUCGAGGCUGCAGAGAAGUUCCGAAUGGAAUCUGGCACAGAACCAGAUAUAGAUCUUGCCACAAUUACGGAUCGUAUGGCUGUUAAAAAGGCAGUUCAGUGUGGGAACGUGGAGGAUGCCAUUGAAAAAGUGAAUGAUUUGAAUCCUGAGAUAUUGGAUACAAAUCCACAGCUCUUUUUCCAUCUUCAACAGCAAAGAUUGAUAGAACUAAUUCGUAAUGGAAAAGUAGAAGAGGCUCUGGAGUUUGCCCAAGAGGAACUUGCUCCCAGGGGAGAAGAAAAUCAAAGCUUCUUGGAAGAGUUGGAGAGGACCGUUGCAUUGCUAGCUUUUGAAGAUGUCUCCAACUGCCCUGUUGGUGAGCUUCUUGAUAUGUCCCAGCGCCUGAAGACAGCUAGUGAAGUGAAUGCCGCCAUCCUCACAAGCCAGAGUCACGAAAAAGACCCGAAACUCCCAAGCCUCUUAAAGAUGCUGAUUUGGGCGCAGAACCAACUCGACAAAAAAGCUGCUUAUCCUCGGAUAAACGACUUAUCUACUGCUAAGCUUGAAGAUCCCUCUGUAUGAGGUGCGAGUGAUUUGCCGCCUUCAAAGGAUUCAGUUCCCUUUCAUCAUCUCCAUUUUCAUUGGCGAUUAAGCUCUUUUAGAUGAUACAUUUACAUCUGUACGUGAUGCUUUUUACUGGCCAUCUCCUUAAUGUACAUUACUUUAGAGGAUUCCGAUUGCCCUUUCUUUUCGUGGAAGACUUCCCACUCAGUUUCCUUCACAUUCACAUCUGUGUAAAUGACAAUAUGUUUCAUAAAAAAUUUGAUCCAUUUCUCGCAGCA